Messenger RNA from Patiria miniata (bat star), 1321 nucleotides. RefSeq names its product coiled-coil domain-containing protein 177-like. The record is from RefSeq and is a predicted model, not a curated record. NCBI's taxonomy places the organism in Eukaryota, Metazoa, Echinodermata, Asteroidea, Valvatida, Asterinidae. The transcript has 6 exons. Bases 123 to 1265 code for a protein of 380 amino acids.
AUACCGUUCACGCAUCACACCGAGUGAGAUUUGCAAAUUUAAAAACUCUUCAAAUUGAAAGCUAAAGCCUAGAAAGUUGUUAGUUUUAGCUGGCAUUCGUUACGUAUUGACAGAUCGUCGAGAUGGGAUGUAACAAAUCGAGGGUCCGGGUGGGACCGGCAGACUUGGUCCCGGGGAUGGGCCGAAAGAACGCCUCACGACUGCAGAACAUGUGGAGGCGCUUUGGUGGUGCCAACAAGGUUGGACCAGCCAAACGUGAGAGUUUGGAGCAACCGGAAAGUGUCCUGUACACUGAAAACAAACCCGACUACGGAGCUCCGAACCAGGGACUUAUUAAGACGGCUUGGGGAGAAGUGAACCAAACCCAGGCCAAGAUUCUUUUGGAGCUGCAAACCUUGGGCAUUGUCAGCUUCAACACCACCGCCUCCGGCGCUAUUUCUUUCUCCGUGGGCAGCGAGCAGACCACCGGGACAGGCGCAGCUCUGCCCCCGCGCCGUCCCCCAGCUCGUCUCGCUCGUCUGGAUCGCGUGCCAUCCUUGCCGGACUCGCAGAAAGCUGAGGAGCUAGAGAACAAGAUGAAAGCUGCCGAAGCUAGAAGAAAGAAAAAGCAGGAUGCUCUGAAAGAGCGUCUGCGUGCCCACUCCCGCCUGGGGCAGCACCACUACGCGGUGGCAGCAGAGGCUGAGCGUGCCUUGAAGCAAAAGACCGCCGUCAAAAUCGCCGUGAAGCAGGUCGCCUUCCAGGAACGAGUGGGUCGACUGAACGAGGCUCGCACUGAGCGAGUGCGGGCCAAAUCACGGGCCGGGGAACACGCCCGAGAGUUUGCCAAGGAAGCCGAUGAAUUGGUCCGGUUCGAAGCCGCCGAAAUGCUCGCCAAGAAACAGGAAAGGUUUGAGAAUCAAUUGCAGCAGAAGGAGGCUGAGAGAAUGGAUCGCAUCAGGGCCAAGUCUCGCCUGGCUGAACACGCCAAAGAGGUUGCCGAGAAAACAGCCAAAGAUUCCCAGGAGAAAGCUGCCGAGGCGGCAACCAAGAAACAGGAGACGGCCAAAGCAAACAACGAACGUCGCGAGCGUUUCCGUACUCAAAGGGUGCUUCUGAACGCGAAGCACCGAGAAAACAUCCGCAGGGCUCUGGCUCGCCGCCUGGCCGAAGAAGAAGAGAACGAGUACGAUAUGGAUUAUGAGAUUGAGACUGCCCAGGACAGUGAGAACGAGGUUGAUGACUUCUUCGAUGCCUGCGAGCCUGAACUCCAGUGGCUCAUGUAAAGAAGCCAAAAGUAAAAACAAAAACAAAAAUCAAAAUUAAAAAAUCAAAACAAAAA